UCCCAUUUCCAAUUUUGAAUUCACGGACAGAGGAAAGAGAAGGGAAGGAGUGGGAGAGAUCUCAACGCGACAAACGGCAUCGUUUCAGCCACGUGGACACUCCUUCUAAAACCCUUCGCCCUACCACCGGCUGCUUCCGGUAACGCUCUAUCACGGAAUCAAAUUAUUAGGAAUAAAAAAUAAUUAAAAAGGGAAAAGAAAAACGGGGUAGGACGGUACGGUCCGUUGCUUCCCCUUACUCCGGGACUCGCUUUCUACCGUUCGUCCCCCUCUAUAAAUACCGCCUUUCCACCUACGUCUCAUGUUUUCCUUUCUCUCUCUUCUUCACCAUUCUCUUCUAUCACCGUUUUCCGGCGAAGCCGCCGGCCAGUAACCGUCGUUUCUGCCGGGCAAUAUCUCUUCGCGGCGCCGUUCCCUCUGCCUCAGGAUCUUGAUCUGUUACUUAUAUUUCUUUAAUGCGCCACUUGUCUUUUCGUAAAUGUGUUCGGCUUUUCGAAAUUGAUGAUGCAAUUGGUGGAGGUGAAGUGGUAUCCGUUUCUGAUACAUUCGUUGGGUUAUUAGAGAAGUUGAGAAAAUGGACGGCCAUUUGGGAAUGAGGAAAAUCAGCUCUCACUGCUCCAUAUCCGAGAUGGAUGACUUUGAUCUCUCACGUCUGCUUGACAAACCAAGAUUAAAUAUUGAGAGACAGAGAUCAUUUGAUGAGAGGUCACUCAGUGAACUGUCCAUUGGUCUUGCGAGAGCUGGCUUGGAAAAUUAUGACACUUAUUCGCCUGGGGGAAGAUCUGGCUUUAACACACCUGCUUCAUCUACGCGGAAUUCAUUUGAGCCCCAUCCCAUGGUUGCUGAUGCCUGGGAAUCCCUGAGAAAAUCUCUAGUCUAUUUCAGAGGUCAACCGGUUGGCACAAUUGCAGCUGUUGAUCAUCAAUCAGAGGAAGUUCUAAACUAUGACCAGGUUUUUGUUCGAGAUUUUGUGCCCAGUGCCCUGGCCUUUUUGAUGAAUGGUGAACCAGAUAUAGUUAAGAACUUCUUGUUGAAGACACUACAUCUUCAGGGGUGGGAAAAAAGGGUAGAUCGAUUUAAGCUUGGGGAAGGUGUGAUGCCAGCUAGUUUCAAAGUCCUCCAUGAUCCCAUUAGGAAAACAGAUACGCUUAUUGCAGAUUUUGGUGAGAGUGCAAUUGGAAGAGUUGCUCCAGUUGACUCUGGAUUCUGGUGGAUCAUUUUGCUUCGUGCUUACACAAAGUCCACGGGAGAUCUAUCUCUGGCUGAAUCAUCAUCUUGUCAAAAGGGAAUGAAACUUAUAUUGACUCUAUGCUUGUCAGAGGGGUUUGAUACAUUUCCAACUCUGCUCUGUGCUGAUGGAUGCUGCAUGGUUGACCGAAGAAUGGGUAUUUAUGGUUAUCCUAUAGAGAUACAGGCACUUUUCUUUAUGGCAUUGAGAUCUGCUUUGUCAAUGCUGAAACAGGAUGAUGCCGAAGGGAAAGAAUGUGUAGAGCGUAUUGUGAAACGAUUGCACGCACUAAGUUAUCACAUGAGAAGUUACUUUUGGCUUGACUUCCAACAACUAAAUGACAUUUAUCGGUAUAAGACUGAAGAGUACUCACAUACUGCAGUAAAUAAGUUUAAUGUUAUUCCUGAUUCCAUCCCAGAUUGGGUAUUUGAGUUUAUGCCAACUCGUGGGGGCUACUUUAUAGGAAAUGUCAGUCCAGCUAGGAUGGAUUUUCGAUGGUUUGCUUUAGGCAAUUGUGUUGCAAUUUUAUCUUCUCUGGCAACUCCAGAGCAAUCAAUGGCUAUCAUGGAUCUUAUUGAAGCUCGUUGGGAUGAGUUAGUUGGAGAAAUGCCCUUAAAAAUAUCUUAUCCAGCAAUAGAGAGCCACGAAUGGCGAAUUGUUACUGGCUGUGAUCCCAAAAAUACCAGAUGGAGUUACCAUAACGGAGGAUCUUGGCCAGUGCUCCUGUGGUUAGUAACAGCUGCUUGCAUCAAAACGGGGAGACCGCAGAUAGCAAGACGUGCAAUUGAGCUUGCAGAGAGUCGUUUACUGAAGGAUGGGUGGCCUGAAUAUUACGACGGUAAACUUGGAAGAUAUAUUGGGAAACAGGCAAGAAAAUACCAAACAUGGUCUAUCGCAGGUUAUCUGGUGGCAAAGAUGAUGCUGGAGGACCCGUCUCACUUGGGGAUGAUUUCCCUUGAAGAAGACAAACAAAUGAAACCGGUUAUUAAAAGAUCGUCUUCGUGGACUUGCUAAAACACUUCAGGUGAUAGAUAAAUAGUAUAAAAAACGAAUAGAGAAAAGCUUAGAAGAUGAGAUUGUUGUUUCAAUUAACGGCACUAUUCUUGGUGAUUCCCUUCCUCGUAGGCUUGAUUAAAAGUUUGGCUUGUGUAAAAUGGCUGUUGCUGAGACUGGCAUCAUGCUCUUCCCAAAUAAGUAAAAAGACCCUUUCACUUCAUGUUUGCUAAGUUCAAUGCUACCGUCCCACAUGUUGCCUGGGAUUUUAUUAGUAAGAUAAGAAAAAGUAUCAAACAUUCUUCAUUAUAUUAAUGUCUUUCCCUCA
Messenger RNA from Vigna angularis (adzuki bean), 2549 nucleotides. RefSeq names its product probable alkaline/neutral invertase D. Gene Ontology annotation, molecular function: sucrose alpha-glucosidase activity; endo-alpha-N-acetylgalactosaminidase activity. The record is from RefSeq and is a predicted model, not a curated record. NCBI's taxonomy places the organism in Eukaryota, Viridiplantae, Streptophyta, Magnoliopsida, Fabales, Fabaceae. The coding region runs from base 575 to 2242 and encodes 555 amino acids. The transcript is spliced from 6 exons. Gene Ontology annotation, biological process: sucrose catabolic process.